CUGACGUCACAUCGCUAGUCACUCUGCCAUGGCGUCCGUAAUGUCGCUGAUUACGGAGGGGACAUCGUAGCAUCUUGUUUCAGUUGGCUUUGGUGAACGCUGUCCAGUGCGUUUUUUGCUACACCUAGUUUGAAUUUGGUUGCGUUUAUCUCUGGGCCCGCCAUGACCGUGGAGCAGAAUGUCCUCCAGCAGCAUUCUCAGAAGCACCAGCAGACACUACUAAACCAGUUGAGGGAGGUCACAGGCACCACAGACGUUCAGCUGCUUCAGCAGGCGCUGCAGGCGAGCAAUGGAGACCUGGCUGAAGCUGUGGCCUUUCUGACAGAGAAGAACGCUAAGGUUCCUCAGCAAGAUGAGACCACCUACUAUCAGACGUCCCAGGUGGCCAGCGAUAGAUACAUCAGUGUGGGCAGUCAGGCGGACACAAACGUCAUUGACCUGACUGGGGACGAUAAAGAUGACCUGCAGAGGGCCAUCGCCCUUAGCCUGGAGGAGUCCAACCGUGCGUUCAGGGAGACGGGCAUCACUGAUGAGGAGCAGGCCAUCAGCAGAGUUUUAGAGGCCAGCAUAGCGGAGAACAAGGCAAGUCUGAAACGUACCCACACAGAAGUAUGGAGCGAUUCACCGAACCCACAUGACAGGAAGAGGAUAGACAACUGCCCUGUGGGCCUGAAAAAUGUUGGCAAUACCUGCUGGUUCAGUGCUGUCAUACAGUCUCUGUUCAACUUGCUGGAGUUCCAGAGGCUGGUGCUCAACUACUCCCCACCAGCCAGAGUCCAUGACCUGCCACGCAACCAGAAGGAGCACAGGAACCUGCCCUUCAUGCAGGAGCUGAGGAACCUCUUCUCUCUCAUGGUGGGUUCCAAGAGGAAAUAUGUGGAUCCAUCACGAGCCGUGGAAAUCCUCAAAGACGCAUUCAAGUCCAGUGAAUCACAGCAGCAGGAUGUGAGCGAGUUCACUCACAAGCUGCUGGACUGGCUGGAGGAUGCUUUCCAGAUGAAGGCCGAAGAAGACAGGGAGGGUGAGAAGCCAAAGAACCCGAUGGUUGAGCUGUUCUACGGCCGUUUCCUUGCUGUGGGUGUCUUGGAAGGUAAAAAGUUUGAGAACACAGAGAUGUUUGGGCAGUACCCGCUGCAGGUGAACGGCUUCAAGGACCUCCACGAGUGUCUUGAGGCGGCGAUGAUUGAGGGCGAAAUCGAGUCCUUGCACUCGGCAGAGAAUUCUGCCAGGUCUGGACAAGAGCACUGGUUCACAGAACUCCCUCCUGUGUUGACCUUUGAGCUGUCAAGAUUCGAGUUCAAUCAAGCACUGGGACGACCUGAGAAGAUCCACAAUAAGCUCGAGUUCCCCUCUAUGCUCUACAUGGACAGGUACAUGGACAGGAACAGAGAUAUAACCAGAAUCAAAAGGGAGGAGAUCAGGAGGCUGAAAGAGCAUUUGACUCUGCUCCAACAGCGACUGGAGAGGUAUCUGAGUUAUGGCUCAGGCCCAAAGCGGUUUCCUCUGGCAGAUGUCCUCCAGUACGCCAUGGAGUUUGCCUCCAGUAAGCCCGUGUGUACCUCCCCAGUGGAAGACAUUGACACAUCUGCGCCCCCUGGUGGCACAACAGGACAACAGUUGCCCCCGCCAAGCACGUCUGAGCAAGACUCCUUACCUCCCCUUGAGAGUUCAGGCUCUGCUUCAGGUCCCGCUCCAGUUCCCACUGCUGCCCAGCAACAGAGAGUACCCAUUCAUAAGCCCUUCACCCAGUCCCGGUUACCUCCCGACCUCCCGAUGCACCCUGCCCCGCGUCACAUCACUGAAGAAGAGCUGAGGGUACUCGAGGGCUGCUUGCAUCGCUGGAGGAGUGAAGUGGAAAAUGAUACUCGUGAUCUGCAGGGCAGCAUAACCAGAAUCCACAGAACAAUUGAGCUCAUGUACUCUGACAAAUCUAUGAUGCAGGUUCCAUACCGGCUUCAUGCGGUGCUGGUCCAUGAAGGCCAGGCCAACGCAGGCCACUACUGGGCUUAUAUCUAUGACCCACAUCAGCGUUGCUGGAUGAAGUACAAUGACAUUUCAGUCACCAAGUCAUCGUGGGAGGAGCUGGUCAGGGACUCUUUCGGAGGCUACCGCAACGCCAGUGCCUACUGCCUCAUGUACAUCAAUGACAAGAAGCCAUUUCUCAUAGAAGAGGAGUUUGAUAAAGAAACAGGGCAGAUACUGAGCGGCAUGGACAAACUGCCUCCGGACCUGAAGCAGUAUGUGAAGGAGGACAAUGAGCAGUUUGACAAGGAGAUCGAGGAGUGGGACACCCUGCAGGCCCGCAAGGCCCAGCAGGAGAAGCUGGCCCUGGCCGCUGCAGCCGCCGCCGCCGCCACCGCCUCGGCGGCAUCCGGCACCUCCACUUCUUCUUCGUCACCUCAGCCCAUGAGUAUUGAGUCCAGCCCUCCAGACAAUGCAGUCCCCCAGCAGGACCCAGAAUACAUGGAGCAGCCGUCGCCCACAAACGACUCCAAGCACCUGCAGGAGGACACGGAGAGGGCCAUCUCCAGGGCCGCCGCCGAACAGGAGGAGAGGAGCCCCGAAGCGCUGUUAAACGCUUCUCUUCCCCCUCCCACCUCCCCUGAGCCUGAAGUCCAGAUGAGCUCUCCCCCGACCCCUCCUCCUGACCAGGUCACAGAGGAUGAGUCCCCCGGUCAGCGCACCGUAGAGGUGGCCAUUCCUAAUGUGGGAACCUUUGUCAUUGUGUCAGAGGAGGGGGGAUAUGAUGACGAGGCGAUGAUGACCCCCAACAUGCAGGGUAUAAUUAUGGCCAUUGGCAAAUCCGCCAGCGUAUAUGAAAAGAACGGGCCCGAGGCAGCCUUUUUUAAGGCCAUCAAGUUGGAAUACGCUCGUCUUCUGAGAUUUGCCCAGGAAGACACCUCACCUGAGAACGACUACCGGCUCCAGCACAUCAUCGUGUACUUUAUUCAAAACCAGGCACCUAAAAAAAUCCUGGAGAGGACUCUGCUCACACAGUUUGCCGACAGAAACCUGGCCUUCGAUGAGAGAUGUAAGAGCAUUAUGAAUGUGGCACGUGCCAAACUGGACCUAAUUAAGCCCGAAGAGGUCAACAUGGAUGAAUAUGAGAUUUGGCAUCAGGACUACAGGAAUUUCCGGGAGACAACCAUCUUCAUGAUAACUGGGUUGGAGCUCUUUCAGAAGACAAAUUACGUGGAGGCUCUGAUGUAUCUGAUUUACGCGUACCAGUACAACAAGGAGCUUUUGUUAAAAGGGCUGUACAGAGGGCAUGAUGAGGAGCUUCUUGGUCAUUACCGUCGGGAGUGUUUGCUGAAACUGAACGAGCAAGCCGCCGCCAUGUUCGAGUCGGGCGAGGAGCCGGAGGUGACGACGGGCCUCGGCAUCAUGAACGAGCUGGUGGUGCCCUGCAUCCCCCUGCUGCUGGUCCACGACGCGGAGAGGGACCUGCUGGCCGUGGAGGACAUGAGGAACCGCUGGUGCUCCUACCUGGGCCAAGAGAUGGAAUCUAACCUCCAGGAGAAGCUGACGGACUUCCUCCCCAAGUUACUGGACUGCUCGACGGAGAUCAAAAGCUUCCACGACCCUCCCAAGUUGCCCACCUACUCUAGCCUGGAGCUGUGCGAGCGGUUCGGCCGCAUCAUGGCCGCCCUCGGCAGGGUGCUCACCGAGGGGAGAUGAGCUCGGAGGGCGGAAGGAGGCGCCUCUCCUUUAUCACGGGCCCCGACCGCGGGCCGACAUCUAUGGACCUCUCUUAACCCAUGCCUUCCUUAUCAAUCCAGGGGUCACUUGCUUCUAGCUGUUAUUCCUCUGUUACUCUUUUGCUGCUAUAGUUUUUAUCAUUAUAAAUACUAUUUCACUUUUAUUUUAAGCAAAACACAACGGAAGAAACGGCGGACUAUUGGGAGGGGAGAAAAAAAAAAGAAAAAGUGGGAGUCGGUGGAUAAACGGUGGCAAUCCUGCGGUUGUUGAAAGCCGAGCAAAUUCUGCUUCAUUUUUUUUUUUUUUUUUUUGCAAAAAACAAAACAGAAAAAAAAAAACAAGUUUGAAGGUUUUUCAUAGUUUAUUACUGUUGUUGUUGCUUGAUUCGAGCUUCCCCGACCACGCUCAUAGCCCCUUUCUAAAGCACCCUUCUCUGCGUGAAAAGGAUCACCCCGCUGCUCUGCCUCCAGUUUGGUACAGUAUUACCACGUUUUGUUUUAUUUUUCUAAGGAAGUAACGGAAGAGAGCCUUCAGAUUUAUCAGCGGCUCAGAGUAUCUCAAAUGGUUCUCAUGUCAUUGUGGACUGCACCAGAAUGAGAUGUUUUAAGUGCUGUGGUAGACGGCCAUGGACUUCCUGUGGCUUGUUAAUAAAUUGAGAGAAUAAAAUUUUAUUUAUGGCCCUUUUAGGCCAAAUAAACAAAUGUUUUGCCUGA
Messenger RNA from Mugil cephalus (flathead mullet), 4412 nucleotides. It is a transcript of the gene usp25, whose product is annotated as ubiquitin specific peptidase 25. Lineage: Eukaryota; Metazoa; Chordata; Actinopteri; Mugiliformes; Mugilidae. Gene Ontology annotation, biological process: protein deubiquitination; regulation of protein stability. Gene Ontology annotation, molecular function: cysteine-type deubiquitinase activity; protein binding; cysteine-type endopeptidase activity. Gene Ontology annotation, cellular component: cytosol; nucleus. The record is from RefSeq and is a predicted model, not a curated record. The coding region runs from base 163 to 3678 and encodes 1171 amino acids. The transcript has 26 exons.